Messenger RNA from Labrus bergylta (ballan wrasse), 1536 nucleotides. NCBI's taxonomy places the organism in Eukaryota, Metazoa, Chordata, Actinopteri, Labriformes, Labridae. The record is from RefSeq and is a predicted model, not a curated record.
UGUAGAGUCUAUGCCAGAGCUGCUCACAGCGGUGCAGAUCUUGGCCAGUUCUACAGCUGAGAUUGCAGCAGCUUCUGUUGGGGAUUCCAAUCUAGUGAAAGCUGAUAAAGGUCUUGACACCACAUGGGCGACGACACAGCCAGAGGCCCCAGAUGCCACCACAAAGGUGGAGGAUGAAGAAGCGACUGAGGAGGCAGCUGCUGAUGUGAACGAGGAGGAGCUGGAGUCUGUGGUUGAUGCAAAAGCUCCAGCUGCUGAAGCACAGACUGAGGAGGAGACAGACACGCCUGUCGCAGAUUCAGCCGAGGGGGAGGAGGCAGUUGCAUGUCUCCUCGAGGAACUUACAACCCCAGCACCAACAUUGGAGGAGCAGGGUGAGGUUGAGGCUGAAGGUCAGGCUCUCGUCCCUGAAGCUGCUCUAGAGGAGGCGAUCUCCUUCACAGACGCCUCACUGGAAGAUUCUGCCCCUGUAGAGGAAGCUCCAACCACUGAGGAGGCAGCCAGUUAUGCUGAAGCAGCUCCAGUGGAUGAAACAUCAACUGCUGCCAGUUCAUUGGAGGAGGCACCAGCUGAAGCUCCAUCAGAGGAGACCGUUGAAGUUCUGGAGACACAGAGUGAAGAUGCACCAGUUGUGAACACGAUUCAGCUUGCAGCAGCCUCCUCUGGCUCCUUCCUGGAGGCCGUUUCAGCGUCUGAACCAGAGUGUGCAGAAGAGGCUUCAGAACAUGAGGCCGGGCACUGCCACUCCUGCCACUCUGCUCCAUCUUCAGCAGAGGAGGUGGCGCCACCUGCUGCUUAUAGAGGGCAUCCAGCAGUUGAUGGUUCUGACGAUAUGACGCAUGAGACAAAUGAGGCAGAGUCACUGGCGGAAGGACAAACCACGGAGACUAUGGUGGUGGUGACAGCCCAGUCAUGAAACGACAGUGUGCCUUCCACAACACUCAACCAAUCGACCAAACCAGAAUGACCAAUGAAAACAUGGAGAGAACUGGCAACAGAUUUCUCUUUCUAAAGUGUAAUUUUCUAAAUAUGACUUCCUUUUUCUGAUAAAUGUAAUCCCAUUAAUGUCUGUUGUCCACUAGGUGCCGCUGUUGCAAAGCUUUUCAUAACCAUCAGUUUCUGAUGCUGGGCAGUGGUAAGAGUUUGUUAUUUUAAUGUCGUGAUGGACUUCUUUCCAUGGCAUUAAUAUGAAACUAUUUUGAGAGUUUUAAAAACCUAUAUAUGUUUUCUUUAAGCUUAUAAUAUUAAAUGUAAUUUCCUAAACCCAUAAGCUGAAAGUAUUUGCAUGUUGACCAAGUUCGUCAUAGUACAAAAUAAUGUGCAGCCUAUCUUUAGGCUUUGUGUUUUACGAUUAUAUUAUUAUUCUGUGGCAGAUUUCAAAGUGAUGCAUUUAGAAGAAAUAUCACAAUAUUACCAGGAGAAAAAAGUGUCGCAAAAGUGUUGUACCAGGUAUGACAACAUAUAGGCCCAUGUUUAUAAAAUAUAUGAAUGAAUUUACAUGUUUUGUACUUUAUAUAUUUGUUCAUUGUACUUCAC